AUGAAGUCGGUUCUAUCCGUUCAAUCACAUGUUGUACAUGGCUAUGUUGGUGGAAGGGCGGCUACAUUUCCCUUGCAAUACUUAGGCUGGGAGGUUGAUAAUAUCAACACCGUGAAUUUCUCGAAUCAUACUGGUUACGGCCGAGUUGAAGGCUCAUCAUUACUGAAUGCCGAAAUGCAGUCGCUUUUUGAAGGAUUACAGAAUAUCUCAUGUCGAUACGACGCUAUUAUUCUGGGCUACAUUCCUACUCCCAGCCUCAUCGAUAUACUAGCCCAAAAUAUUGUGCUGAUGAAGAAAGACAAUCCUGCUCUCAUUUACAUAUGCGAUACGGUGAUGGGCGAUCAAGGACAUUUAUAUGUCGAUGACUUGUGCGUCAAGGCUUAUAAAAGCUUAUUGGCAAGCGGCCUCGUUGAUCUCAUAACCCCCAAUCAAUUUGAGCUAGAGCUCUUAUGUGACUUUGCCAUCGACUCUGCAGAUAGUCUUAAAAACGCUUUGAAAUUCAUUCAUUCGAAAUACGAUGUCAAGCAUAUUGUUGUGUCGAGUUUGUCAGGAUUCUUAUCUCUCUUUAAUGAUGGAUGUAAUGAUUUCAUAUAUUGUGCUGUGUCUACGAAAGACGAGGACACUGUUGAAGUGUAUCUGAUUCCCGAGAUAAAAUCAUACUUCACUGGGGUUGGCGAUCUAUUUACAGCCUUACUUCUAGAUAAAUUUACUCGUAACUCCGGCAAUCUACCUCUAGCUGUCGGCCAGGUGUUGAAUAUUAUGAGCCACGUUUUGAAACUUACACACACUACAGGUAUAGACGAGUUCUGUCGAUCAAAGGGUAUUAAUUACGACCCGAUGACCAGCAAUGACGAAGAGAUUAUACAAGGUACCAUAAAUGAUGGCGAAACUAUGAAAUUUUUUGAACUUCGGGUCAUUGAAUCAAGAAUGUUUUACGACCUGACAGAAAUCGGAGAUUUCCGGCAAACCACCAUCUAA
Metschnikowia bicuspidata var. bicuspidata NRRL YB-4993 is the source of this 978-nucleotide messenger RNA. It is a transcript of the gene BUD16, whose product is annotated as putative pyridoxal kinase. Gene Ontology annotation, cellular component: cytosol. The record is from RefSeq and is a predicted model, not a curated record. The transcript has a single exon. Gene Ontology annotation, molecular function: pyridoxal kinase activity. The coding region runs from base 1 to 978 and encodes 325 amino acids. Lineage: Eukaryota; Fungi; Ascomycota; Pichiomycetes; Serinales; Metschnikowiaceae. Gene Ontology annotation, biological process: pyridoxal 5'-phosphate salvage.